Messenger RNA from Aureobasidium vineae, 198 nucleotides. Lineage: Eukaryota; Fungi; Ascomycota; Dothideomycetes; Dothideales; Saccotheciaceae. The record is from the annotation of a GenBank genome assembly.
AUGGCGGCCAACUACUGGGAUUCGACGCAGCGGACAUAUUGGACUUUCACCAAAGACCAGCUUGAUGAUAUGCGAACUCAGCAGCAGCAAGACAACCAGGAACUACACAGCAGAUUUCCUCUACCUGAGCCACGUCUGAUGAACAUCUAUAUACAGCAGCGUGAGUUCGAUGACAUACCGAAACAUAGACUCCCCUGA